AUGGCUACAACUUCACGGGAAGACUUCAAUCGACAACUUUUGGAAUUCGUGGAGUUGUGCCGAAAUUUAAAUGGUCCUUUUUGGUCUUUGCAGAAGGUUUUUUUUUCACCAUUUUCGACUUCAUCAUUUUAUACAAUUUUACUUUAUAAAAUAUUCAAAACUUUAUAAAUUUUUCGAUAGUUUCACUGAAAAUAUUGAAUUUAAACUGUUGUUUUUUUAAUUUAAUUUUUGAUAUAAUCUUUUUCGGUCUGAAGAAAACACAAGAUUCUUUUAAAUAAUCUAAUUUUCGGAAUUAAUUCAGUCAUUGAACUUUUUUAGAGUGCAAUCGGUGAAUUAUACGCGAAAAACACGAGUUCUGUUGUUAUGGACGAUGAAACAUUGAGUCGAGAAGUUCAUAUCACUUUCAACGAAGUUUAUUCUGUUCCAACUCUGUGGUUCAACUUUUAUAGAAGAGGUUUGUACGGUGGAAUGGAAAAGCAUUUGAUUGAAAGGUGUAGUUUGUUUUUGAGAAGUUUGAAUAAAAUUCAAAGAAUUUCGUAAAUAAUCCGGAAAAACCAUACUUCAAAAAAAGGGUCUUUAGCGGGCUGUACCUUUAAUAACUCACUUGUGGGGUUAAAAAAGAAUGAAAUAUAUUCAUCGAUUAUCGAAAAAUGUGCUGAAAAUGUAAUAUUUUGAACUAUGAAGCUUUGGAUAACUAGAUUCUUUGAUAUUUUUCUUGACUUUUGAGAUUGAAUGAUCCGUCGUUGUGAGACGUCUUCUUAGAUCUACAUAAAUUUAGGCAGAGUUUUUCCUUUAAAAAAACAAAAAGAAAAAAAGGUUUUUUUCUUCGUAAAAUUUUUCAAAAAGUUCUUGCUAGUGGUGUUCAUGCUAAUUUUCUCCAGGAAAAUAUAAUUAAAAAAACUAAUAUUUUUGCAGAUGGAAGACCCUUGAAACUGUCAGAAAUACGGAAAGCUCUGAAACUCGAAGAAGAUUCGUCUAUACCGCACUUGACACAGAAUGAGCAUCCGAAUUUGGGCGUCAUUUUCUUCAAUAUUCAUCCUUGCAACACGGCCAAAGUGAUGAAAGAGCUCAAGAUCGAUGGAAAUUAUAUAGCGAGGUGCAAAAAAGCAAUAAAUUUAUCACAGAGAAAUCAAAUUUCACAGAUGGAUCACAAUAUACGGUGCUGAAGUGGGGAUAUCGUUGCCGGCGAAUUUCUUCGCCGAAAACCCGUGA
This is a messenger RNA of Caenorhabditis auriculariae, 1212 nucleotides long. The record is from the annotation of a GenBank genome assembly. Lineage: Eukaryota; Metazoa; Nematoda; Chromadorea; Rhabditida; Rhabditidae.